Molecule: messenger RNA, 7191 nt
Organism: Varanus komodoensis (Komodo dragon)
Lineage: Eukaryota; Metazoa; Chordata; Lepidosauria; Squamata; Varanidae
Gene: GPR179
Product: G protein-coupled receptor 179
Exons: 11
Coding region: 1-7191 (2396 amino acids)
Biological process (GO): G protein-coupled receptor signaling pathway
Cellular component (GO): membrane
Molecular function (GO): G protein-coupled receptor activity
Source: RefSeq, a predicted model, not a curated record
AUGGUCCUCCUCCUCAUGCGCCUACCAGAUAUUAUUGCUUGCCGUCUGCUCUCCAUCAUUGCUUGCUUGAGUGGCAUUCGGCCAGUAGGCUACAGGCAGUGGCACAUGUUCCUCUGCCACAUUCUCACCAGCACCAGCAUUGUUUGGGACAGAGUGAGAUUCAGAGGGGUCGUGAGGAUGGAUGUUAAAAUCCAGAACGUUGAUAUAAACCAGUGUGCCAAUGGACAGGGAUGGUUUGCAAACACACACCAGUGUGACCUCAACAGUACACAGUGUGUCCCACAGGACAGCCAGGGUUUUAUCCUUGGAAGGUACCUUUGUCUCUGCAAACCAGGUUUCUACAGGACAGGCAGAGCCUCCUCCUCUUCCUCUCCUUCCUCCGCCAGUAAUGGCCAGUCUGGAGAAAGUUCUUCCCAAUAUGGAGCAGUGGAUUCAGGGAACUUGCUGGAGUGCCGGCCUUGUCACGAAGGCUGUACCACCUGCACUGAUGACACGCCAUGUUUGAUCCAGGAAGAUUGGUCCCUCCGUGCUGCUGUCCUGGUAUUCCAGGCCUUCUGCAUGAUGGCAGUUUUCUUCAGCAUGCUGGUGUCCUACCACUUCAGGAAGAGCAAGAGAAUUCGGGCUUCAGGAGUUGUUCUUCUAGAGACAAUCCUCUUUGGUUCACUCCUUCUCUACUUCCCUGUGUUUAUCCUCUAUUUCAAGCCAAGCAUCUUCCGCUGUAUUGUCCUCCGUUGGGUGCGUAUGCUGGGUUUUGCCAUUGUGUAUGGAACUAUCACCCUCAAGCUAUACAGGGUCUUAAAGGUCUUUCUCUCUCGCACGGCCCAGCGAGUCCCGUACAUGACCAGUGGACGGAUCCUGAAGAUGCUGGCUUUGAUUCUGCUCUUGGUGCUUUGGUUCUUAGCCGCUUGGACAGUUGGGAUGCUGGAGAACAUAGAGAAGAACAUCCCAGUGGUGGUCCUCUCCCAGACCACCAGGGGCCUCCAGUUUUACAUCUGUGACCAUGACCGCUGGGACUACAUGAUGGUUGUAGGUGAGAUGCUGUUCCUGUUCUGGGGAAGUUUCCUUUGCUAUGCCACACGGACAGUCCCUUCUGCUUUCCAUGAGCCUCGCUACAUGGGCAUUGCCCUACACAACGAGUUGAUCACUUCCACUGCCUUUCACAUUGUCAGGUUUUUAAUGGUUCCUUCCUUGCACCCUGAUUGGACACUGCUGCUGUUUUUCAUUCACACGCAUGUCACCACCACAAUGACGCUGGCACUUCUUUUCAUCCCAAAGUUCCUGCAUGCAGGGACACCCUUGCGGGAGGAAAUUGCCACCGAGGUGUAUGAGGACGAGCUGGACAUGAGGCGCUCAGGCUCCUACUUGAACAGCAGCAUCACAUCGGCGUGGAGUGAACACAGUCUUGACCCCGAUGAUAUUCGGGAUGAACUGAAAAAGCUUUACAUGCAACUAGAGGUUCACAAGACCAAGAAGAUGACGGCCAACAAUCCUCACCUUCAGAAGAAGAGAAGUUCAAAGAGGGGCUUAGGCCGUUCUCUCAUGAGGCGUAUCACUGAGAUCCCAGAGUCUAUGUCCCGGCAGUGCAGCAAAGAGGAGAAAGACGGGUCUGUGGGUGGAGGGAGUGGGAGCCGCUCUGGCUCCUACAAGCGGAAACACUUGGAUUCUGGCAGCUCAAGUAUCAAACUGAAAGAGAAUUCCUCUUCCAAACGUAAGGUGGCUUCAUCGCUAAAGAAAUCCCACAGCACCUAUGAUCACAUGAGGGAUGUCAAGGAAAACAACUUGCCAACCAGGCACGACAGCUGCAAAGAAGCCCCUUUGCUAGACUCCUUGAUGAGGAAAAAACUAGCCAAGGCAGCCUCAGAGAGAUCCAACAGUGACUCUCUCUGUGACUCGGCCCCUUUGGUCUACAAAUCAGCCAGUGCUCACAAUCUGUUGGCAGAUAAGAAGCCUUUGCAACCCAAGCCUUCUCCUCUACAGAAGUCCCUCAGUGUGGUCACCAGUGCCAAAGAAAAGGCCUUGCUACUAACUAGUAGGGCUUACUUAGAAAACAGCAGCAAACUAGCUCAAGACAAAGAGUGGAGAGCAGCCAUGAAAGACUCCACAAUGGAAAAUGAAGUCUCUGGACACACUGAGGUUACUGAUGUAGCUUCAGAGGGAACAAAGAAACAGCUCCAGAUGGAUGACACUUCAGAAGGAACUGUGAGCCCCUUUCUGGAAGAUAGCUGCCCUAGCAAAGAUACUGUGUGCCCUUGGGAAGCUGUGACAGCCCCAUCAACACCUGCAGAAAGCAGGUCCCAGAAACAUGUCACGUAUGCUCCUAUCAGGAGUGUCAGAAUCAACACCUCUGAUUUGUCUGGGAAAAGACACCAUGGCAACAAGAGGACACCACCGGAACCUCCUGUCAGACAGCAAAGUUUGGUUCAUAGCCUUGAGAAACAAGAUGUUGCUUCUUGGGAUGGUCAGGACCAAACACAAUAUUCUGUCCAGUCCCACAAGACACACCCCAAAGACAGUCCAGUCCUGGUAAACAUACAUCCAGGGGAAUCAGAAGAGUAUCCAGCGAAGACUGAGAUGGAAAGGGGGAAGCAGGAAGAAGAUACUGUGCCACCUUCUGCCCCAGCAGGACUAACCAGGCUUGCCUCCAUUGCUGCAGAGGUCUGCCCUUGGGAGGUCAUGGAAGUGCCCAUUCCAAGCAAGAAAGACCCAGAUGCAAGUGGGUCAGACAGUCAGAAAAGCUCCCCUGAAAAACAAGCCCAAAGCCCUCAGAUCUUCAUUUCCAAAAGCUCCAUAAAAGGCUUAGGUCUGGCACUCAAAGCAUUCAACCGUUCAAGGAUGAAGACAAGUAUAAAAGUGAAAAAGGACAAUGAGGGUAGUCCAAGAAAAAGUGAGAAAGACGCAGGGGGAAAAAGUGAAAAACUGGCAGAAGUAGCUUUGAUAUCUGUUGGAGGGUCACCAAAGCAACAGGUAAUUACCAAGAGCCCUGGGGAAAGCAAGGCAAAGGUAGUCAGCAAACAAGCAACCAUCUGCCCUUGGGACGAGGAAGCAGUGCAAGAAGCCCUUUCCAGUUUACAGAAGAGCUGUCCAAGCAAAGCACUUGAGGUCUGCCCUUGGGAAGUAAACCAGGAUGAGUUUGUGCAAGACAAAGCAAGCAGCACAGAAGCAGUGGCUUCCAAAAAUGCUGGAGGGAUUUUCUCCAUCAGGCUGGAAAGGACCAAGAGCCAGCGAGAAUCUGUGUGCCCCUGGGAGACGAUUGAUGAGGAUCAAAACAGAGAGGAUAAAACUUCCAGCCUCUCUCCAAUGGCUUUCAAGACAGAAAGCAAGAAAGCAGAGGCAAGUCCUAGAGAAGUGGCAGAUGUCCUACCCAGCACAUCAAAAAGUGAUCCACAGUCCUGGGAAACGAGCAGUGCCUUGCUACAGGAUGAGACAGUAAAAGAAAGCGAAGAGAAGCCUUCUUUGAAAGAGGUUUUUCCAACAGAAACACAGGGGAAGAUAAAUAGCCAGCAUGAUUCCAGGGAUGCCAAAGAAACUUCUCUGGGAAAAGAGAUUAAAAGGAGCCCAGAUUUAUCUAAAGCAGACCAAAGGAAACCCAGGAGUGUUGAGAACAGCAAGGCACAAAUAAGUCCCUCAAAAUCAGAGGGCAGCAUCAAUGUUAAUUUGCAGAUCUGUCCUUGGGAGAUGGAAGAACUUCCAUCAAACAAAAAGAUGGCUGUGGAAGACACCGAAUUGUCCAAAGAGAAGAGCACCAGCCUAAAAGCAGCAGCAGUGAAAAAUCUUGCCCACCAAGACAUUUGCCCCUGGGUAGCCACAGAAUUACCAAGAGGAACAGAGGCUAAAAUCUCAAUGACUCCAAGGAAAUCAGAUGAUGUGGAAAAUAUCAAAGCAGAAAUAUGCCCUUGGGAAAUAAAUACUACAUUGCCAGAGAAACUGAAAGAGGAUUCAGGAGGGGACUCCAAAGGGAAUGAAGGCAAAAAGCUCAAAAGUCCACCAUCUGAGGAUACCAAAGAAGCUCUGCCCAAGAAAUUGGAGAAAGAGAGCAGCCAGCAAGGCUCAGUUUGCCCUUGGGAUAAUGCAGGUGUUGAAGACCUUUCCACAAAAACCACUUCCAAAAUGCCAGAACUAUCCAAAGUAUCUUUGAAGACAUCAGGCAGUUGGGAAAGUAAGAAGGUGGAGGUCUGUCCUUGGGAAACUGAAAUGGCUGAAGCAUGUCCCUGGCAGGUGGCUUCACCCCCAACAGAAAGAGGGAUGAAGCAGGUUGAAGGAGGACCAUCUAAGGGCGUCAUACUGAAAGCACGACAUCCUCUGAAAAUACCAGAGGAUAGCACACAGCGUGACUCCAUCUGUCCCUGGGAGGACAUGGAAUCAGAGAACACUUUAAAGAAACCCAGUACAAAACCCUUGGAACUGAGUAAUACAAGCUCAAAGAAGCUUGAUAACUUCCAGAGCAAGAAGGCAGAGAUUGCUCCUUGGGAAACACAAGAGGAAGACACAGAUAUUACAGCAGUCAUAUGUCCCUGGGAGAGCGAUGAAACCUCCACAACCAAAAGAGAACUUAAAAAGGGUGCAAAUGCAGUCUCCAGAGAGGAGAAGAAAGGAACUAAUGGGAAAAGAAAGCCUGUCACAGGUAGUGAGGAUUCAUUUAUCAAGCCUAAGCCCAAGAACCUCCAACUAUCCAAAGGCAGCUCAAAGAAAUCAGACAGCACAGAAAGCCAGAAGUUAGCUGUUUGUCCUUGGGAAACUGAGAGUGCUGAAAUCUGCCCCUGGGAAUUGACUCCAUUAGAUAAAACGUCCUUGAGACAAAGUACAGAAGAAGGAAUGGAAAGGACUGGAGAUCUUCUGUCUAAACUUUCAGAGAAGGUGAGCAGUCCACAGGAAUCCAUUUGCCCUUGGGAAACUAUGGACACUGAUGACAUGUCCUCAGUACCUAGUGCAAAGAGUCCAGGCCUAAUUGAAGUAGGCUCUAAAAAACCCAGUACCAUUGAGAGCCUCAAGGCAGAAGUAUGUCCAUGGGAAAGUCAAGAAACAGAACUUGGCACCGAGGCAGACAUAGGUCCAUGUGAAGUGCCUGAAAGCCCAGCUGAUAUAAGAGCUGGGUCUUUUGACAGUCAUGGGACAACUCCACCAAAGCAAACAAGCUAUUCUAAAACAACAGAGAAGAUAAUUGGCCCUAAAGAAUCUGUUUGCCCGUGGGACAGUGUUGAUGCCAGCAAACUCCCUGUUAAUUCUGGACUGUCUAAAAUCCCUUCCAAAAAGUCCAGCAGUGCUGAGAGCCUAAAGGCUGAAGUUUGUCCAUGGGAAUCAGCAGACUUGAGAAAGGGGAGCAACAGUAGUUGCUCCCCAGUGAGUUUCUCUAAAGCAAAGGAAAAAUUGAGUAGUUCACGAGAUGAAAUCUGCCCAUGGGAGAGCAUGGAGUUUGAAGAAACUUUAGCAAGAUCUGACCCCCAAAGUCCAGCCUUGUCCACAGCAGAUUCAAAGAAAACUGCUAGCAUAGAAAGUCUAAGGGCAGAGGUUUGUCCAUGGGAAACCACAGAAAGUGAAAUGAGGCGUGGGGUAGAAAUGUGCCCAUGGACAGCAGCCAUGGCCCCCUUUGAAGGGGGAAAGUUAAGGCAGGACUCUGGAGCUUUGGAAGGGAAGAAAAGUAAGGCAGUACCGAAAAGUCCAGACUCAAAGAAAGCUAGGGGAGAAACAGUAUUUAAGAAAAUAGAAAAGUCAAAAAGCCACCAAGAGUCCAUCUGCCCCAGGGAGAGUAUGGACUUUGACAAACCACCUGCUAAAAACACCCGAAGUUUAGACCUGUUGCAGGUCAGUUCCAGAAAGUCUGAAAGCACUGAAAAUCUAAAGGCUGAGGUUUGUCCAUGGGACUACCAGGAGCUCCAGACAGAGACCAAAGCUGAAACAUGCCCAUGGGCUGUAACUGAAAGUCCACUUGAAAAAGGUAUUUUGAGGAAGAAUAAGGAGAGAGUUUCCAGUAAGCAGAGAGUGAGCAGCUCACAAGAAUCUGUUUGCCCUUGGGAGACCAUGGAAUGGGCAAGCAGCCAAAGUCCAGAUCAGCCCAAAGGUGGGUCUAAGAAAUCAUACAGUGUUGAAAGCUUGAAAGCAGAGGUAUGUCCUUGGGAAAUUGAGGAAGAGGAGUCUAGUGGUGAAGGAACAUUCAGAGAAGACCCAAGUCAAGCUUCAAAAGGUCAAAUAAUUAAAAGCUCAGGCCUGAUGAAAGUCAAGGGGAAAACUAUGUCUAAAAAGAUAGAAAAAACCCAUAGCCAUCCAGGUUUAGCUUCCCAUCAGAAAGUUACUGAUGAAUUCUUGACCAAACCUAGCAGUAAAAGUGUGGAUCUAUCUAAAGUUGGGUCCAUGGAAUCUGACACUCUUACAAGUUUAAAAAUGGAAGUCUGUCCAUGGGAAACCCAAGAUGCUGGAGCUAGCAGCAAAGCUGAUGUGUGUCCUUGGGAGUUGGCUGGUGUUCCACUAGAGACACUAAGUAAGGCGGUGGGUGGCACUUCUGAAGGGGCUAGGAAGGUAGGUUCAAAAGGCCUUGUAAAAGCUCCCAAAGCCCUGGAGAAAAGUAGCAGCUCUCAAGAAUCUGCCUGCCUGUGGGAGAGCACAGACACCAUGGGGGUCUCAACAGCCCAUGCUUUUGACAGUGCUUUUUCAAAGAAGUCUGACAGUGCUGAAAGCAGGAAGACUGAGUGCUGCCCUUGGGAAACUAAUCUACCAGAAGCACCUACUAAAGGGGAAAUUUGUCCAUGGGAGGCAGAAACAGUGCUGCCCACUAAGCAUGAAAGUCAUGCAUCACAUACCAGUGGGACAGAGAUGCCAGUGGUCAGUGGGCAAAGAUCUCAAACCAAACGGGAGGGCAUGGCUGGACACAAGCCUCUGUGCCGUAGCCUUCCUGUCCCUACAUUACAAGUGGACUUCAACAGAGGCAGAAGUCCACUGGUGGGUGCCUUGGCAAAAAGUCAAGGUGACAGGACUGUAGCUGAUAUUUGUCCUUGGGAAACUGCGGAAGACCCCACGACAGCCAGAAAAGACCCUGCUGAAAUCAGAAGCAAACCCUGCUCUGAGGUAUGUCCAUGGGAAGCAGAAGACAGAAGCUCCUCAUCUCCUGCUCUGGCUAAAAUUAAAGCAGGGGAGAAGCCACAGGUUGAUGAAAUUGAGGGUUCUAGCAAAGGUGGUAUCUGUCCUUGGGAGAGUGACUGA